Corvus hawaiiensis (hawaiian crow) is the source of this 5240-nucleotide messenger RNA. RefSeq names its product ELMO domain containing 2 (gene ELMOD2). The transcript has 8 exons. Gene Ontology annotation, cellular component: membrane. Gene Ontology annotation, molecular function: GTPase activator activity. The record is from RefSeq and is a predicted model, not a curated record. Bases 68 to 961 code for a protein of 297 amino acids. Lineage: Eukaryota; Metazoa; Chordata; Aves; Passeriformes; Corvidae.
CCGAACGCAGCGCCCAGGGCCGGGCCGGGUUCGGGCCCCGCCGGCGCGGGGCCGCCGCCCGCGGAAGAUGUGGGCGCACAUCUGGGGGUUCCUGUACAGCAACUACUUUCGGUUCUGGCUGAAGUGGAUCCUGCGGCUGCUGACGGGGAAGUGCGAGCUGCAGCGCGUCCUGGGCGGCGCGGAGGCGGGCGCGCGGCGGACGCUGAGCAUAGAACAUUCACUGGAGUCAUCAAAAAAUAAGGUUUUAAGAAAUGCUGUACAUGUUGAAGAAGCUGAAGUGGAGAAGUGUGUCAGAGAUAUAAUGAAAGAAAAGAAGAUUGAACAGAAGGAUACAGGGUUUAAGACAAAUUUGCAUAUAUCCUUACUGCAGAUAUCAGGUUAUAAAAAACUGUAUUUGAAUGUGGAAAACCUGAGGAAGGUCCCAUAUGAUUCAGAAAAUGAAGAACACGAGGAACAGUUAAUUGAGCUCUGGAAUUUGCUGAUGCCUUACGAGAAUCUGAAGGCCAGAAUCAGCAAACAGUGGUGUGACAUCGGCUUCCAAGGUGAUGAUCCCAAAACAGACUUCAGAGGAAUGGGGCUGCUGGGCUUAGUGAAUCUGGUGUAUUUUAGUAAGCAUUACACCAAUGAAGCUCGUCAGAUCCUUUCUCGAUCAAAUCACCCAAAGCUGGGAUACUCCUAUGCCAUAGUUGGGAUCAAUCUGACAGAGAUGGCAUACAGCUUGCUCAAGAAUGGUGCUUUAAAGGCUCAUCUCUACAACAUGGUCUCUGGGUUGCCACAGAUGGAGCACUUCCAUCAGUUUUACUGUUAUCUAGUUUAUGAGUUUGACAAGUUCUGGUUUGAAGAGGAACCAGAAAGCAUUAUGCACUUCAACCAGUACAGAGAGAAAUUCCAUGAAAAAAUUAAGGGACUUCUACUGAAUUGCAAUGUGGUACUGACCUUACAAGAUACAAAGAAACCUUAAUUCCUCUGCAGUAUAUGAGGUUCUGUAUCAAAAAUCGAGUGAUGCAUUUGGAUGGAAGUCUUGUGUUUCACCAAAAACUGUCUAACAAUAGAACUUUUCUUUUUAGAUUAAAAAAAGGAAAAUUAGCAAAAUUCAGUUAAGAAAGCUUGGACAAUCAACCUCUGUUUACAGGUAUUUUUAUGCUAUUCUCCAAAGGGCAGCUUUUUGAAAAGAAAGUGAAACAUAACCCAACCAACAAACUAACAAAAAAAACAACCCACAAAUCUGAAGAAUCUCUGGAUUGCUUACUUUUAAAUUUUAUUUUAUACUUCUUGGUGCAGGGAAAUUGAGCAGGUAUUUAUGCUGCAUCAUAUUUUCUAUGAAUAGGUUUGACUAUUAAUGGUCUUUUAAAAGACAGUUUAAGUUCAACUUUUCAACUUUGAAUUUAAAUUCCAACCUUUUAAUGUAAUAGUUGAAGUUCAGUUUUUAGUUGAAAUUAUUGUGGUUUUAGAUUUUUUGUGUUCUUGUUCCUAUAUAUGUCAUUGAUUGUUCACUCAACAAUGUUGAAUUUCUUUGUAAUUAAGAGGUCCUCAAAGGGGACAUAUUAUUUGUUUAUAAUUUUGGAGAAGAGGCUUAAUCCAUCAGCGUACUGAUGUACUUACUAGAAAUGACUUCUGGAUAAGGAAGUUUAUCUAUGGAUUUGUACCAGCCAAUUCCUAUGCUUGGAAGAAGUUUAGUUUGCAAACAAACAAAAAGAACCACGUAUCAUCAGCAUGAGGAUAAGAUCCUCAGGCUAAAGCUACUCUUCCUAAAAGUAUUCCUACUGUAAAAACUUUUGAUUCUUUCUAAUCUGACUUCAAGUGCUGAGCAUGAUUGACUCAGUAUCUGUUGUCAGCCCUUUCUUUUAGCAGCUAAGGGGGUAUUCUUAGUGGGACGUACAACAGAUCUAGUUUAGCCCUUUUAUAAAGUUUAAAGAAAAACCUUUAUUGCAGCCACAAUCCUUAUUUUGUAAAAAUGAAUUCACAUCUGAGUACAAGUCUAAAAAAGAUGUAUUUUCCAUGGAAGGGAUGCAAAUUUGAUGUGUUCCUUAGUCGUGCCAUCCUCAGACAAUCUAGUAAAUAGAAAUUCAUGCCUGUAUUGUGACUAAUUAUUGCUUAGAGCAACUUUAAAUGGAUUUGGUAUGACCAUCACUUUGUUUUCUAAGACCUUCUAUUAAAUAAGUGCCUUCUGCAGUUUUCAAUCAGCUUUUUAUUUUGAUUCUUCUAGCUAGAUCACAGCCUUAGAAACUUGAGUAAUUUCAGAAAGAUUUUUUUCACCAUAUACCUAAAUAGCUUACAGUGGCACAAAAUUUGUAAGCUAAUACAAGCUUUCAUAUUUUUUUUUAAUCAUCUCAGGUAAACUAGUUAAUUUCUAGUCAACGAGUUCUCCAGAAGAGAUUCCUGAAGAAUAUAAGCAUUGAACACAGUAAAUGCAAGCAUGAGAAGGAAAAAAAAAAAAAAAGACAACCCCCUUUUUGUAAUGAGUGUUAUUACACUACAUAAGUAUGAAAAAUAAUAUGUAAUAUUAUUAUAAUACGAAUUUCUUAGAGAUCAUCAAAACCCACUUGGACAUGGCCCUAAGCAGCCUCCUUUUAGGGACCCUGCUUUAGGCAGGGGAUGGGACUUGGGGAUCCCCAGAGGUGCCUUCCCACCCCAGUAAUUCUGUGAGUCUGUAUUAUGUAAAUAGUGACUUGUUGCACUGCAUCCACCCUUGUGCUCUUGAUCCAUUAAAUGCUGGGGAUCUCUUGCUUGUGGGGAAGCCCCUGAUCAGGGUACACAGUACACGUAUAUGGGGUAACACAGUUCUCUUUUCUUUUUAUGAUUCCUUAGGUACAGACAAGAGUCAAACAAGUUGGAUGCGUGCAGGGUGGGGAAGGGGUCAGUCUCACCUGUGUUGGGUUGAUGCUGUUCUACCAACAUAAAAAAACCCCCAAAACCCAAAAAAAACCACUGUGAAGAUGGUCAUAGGGAGAAUAUUUAUGGUUUGCCCUGACUUGUAAACUGAGCAGCUGAACUGGCCAGAUUAGAUACAAUCUGACAAUGGGAAGCCCAGUUCUUUUGCUACUCCCCUGUACUUGGAUCCUGGAAUUCUCACCAGUGAAGAGCUGAGGUCCAUGGAGAGCAUUCUGGGAUUCAGGUCCUGUGGUGGAGCUCUGUUUCUCUGAGCCUUGCAGAUACUGGACAUGCCACAAAUCCAAGGAAGGAAGGAAGUGGAAAGUGGACUCUUCCAGUGGCCCAAGUGGUUAUUUUCUAGCCCCAGCUUCUCUUGGGUUUGUCUCCAUUAAUAACUUUCUCUACUGUUUGUAGAUCUCCUUUGCAAGCAACAUGAGACUGACAUUUUGAAUUUCAGAAGUGACCCCAAUUAUGUUUGGCAGCAGCCAGCAAAGGAGAUCCUAUUUGUUUCCAUCUACUGCCUGCCAGCUAGUUACAAGAUUGUUUGAGCCAUCUCUAAAGGCUCAUCUGAGCUGUCUGCAAGCUUUUUUUUUUGCAACAGUUGCAAAAAAAAUCUGCACCCAUGUAUUUUCAGCAUUGAAACUUUCACUGGACUCCUUGUUCACAGGGAGACUGACAUUUAACUAUUGCUGAGGCUUCUAAAGCCCAACCAUAGAGUUUCAGUAUUCCUAUCACACACCUGAGAUGUUUUAGUGUCAAAUGUAGUUCAUGCUUUUAAUAAGAUGCAUCUUUGCUAGUUUUUUUCUUCUUAAAUCAAUAGGUGAUCUGGAAGUAAACUGUGGCAGUACAUGAGGAGAAAAAGUAAAUGCAACCAUCAUCAGAUGAGUGAGACAUAUGGGAAUACAUUAGUUUGCAUGUAGUAAUUAAGGUGAAUGUUUAUGUUAGGCUCCAGUGCACCUUCCCAGGAAAUCGUUAGAAUUUGCAUGUGGUUUUGUAUGAUCAACUAGCCCAGUAAUUCUGUCUAGGAGUCACUCACUAUAUGUAGACUAGUACUGGGUGUCCCUGUUAGCACCAGUGGUAGGUUAAUUGUAUUAUGGUAGUAGUUAGAAAAUGUAUUGAAAAAGGUAAAAUUGUGUUUAGAGAAGGCAAGAACAAGGCUUUACUAGUCAGUCGUAUUUUAUGCUAACCGUUGUAGGGUGACAAUCCUAAGGUUAUGAAAGACUGGAAAUGGAGGUAGGACGCUUUUCUGCAAGUUGGUAUAAUCUUUAAACAUCAGAACUUGUUGCUCACAGGUUAUUCUAAGGGUCUUAAAAGCUCAGUAAAUUGUUAUUUAUAACCAUCAUGUUUUAAGUACAUAUCUUACUAGAACUUGCAAGUGCUGUUAGUUUUCUAACUUGCUGCCUCUUUAGAACAUUCACUGUGUGAAAGCUUGUAUGCAAUAGUAUUUUAAGAAAAAAAAUUAAAACUGGAGACAAGGUGGUUCUCUAAAUUUGUUGUUGUUCCUGUAGCAACUGUUUAAACAAUAAAAGAUAGUUUGUUAGUGUAUGCUUGAAACAUGGUGCCACUCUGUGAACAAAGAUGCUCAUAGGGAUGAAGAUAAGCAGAAGAUAAGCGGAAGUUUACCACAAGCAAUUGUAAAAUCUAGUCUUUCACUAAGUAAACACAUUGUUUCAGAAGUAACUAAUUUGAUUGGAAAGCCAUCUGAAGACAAUGCUACUGAGGAAGAAAGAAACAAUGUUUUUAAACUGGUUGUGCUUCUGUCAUCUGAUAAAGCCAUGUAAAGAAUAGGGCAUUUUGUCCUAAUGGGCAAUAGUAAAAGAGGUCAAUUUAAACACCUCAGAUAAAGAGUUUUGGACUUUCAGUCUUUGAAAAACAAAACAAAAAUGCAAACAAAAAUUAAAUGCACACACACAGCCCUAUUGGUUUUCCAAAUUUUCCAUCCUAGUUUAAAUAAAAUUUCACCAAAAAGUUACUUAGCCUUGUUUUAGGAAUGAUGACGAAAAAGUUUGUAUUUAGGUAGGUGGGAGUUGAGCAGUCAGUAUUCUUGACAAUACUGCUAGUGCUGUGUGGUGAUGUAACCCGUGGUUUCCUUCUGUCAUUCUUGUUUGUGUUGCUGUAGUACCAUGGUGACCCAUCUUUGGACUGGUUGUUUCUUGUGCCAGUCUAGAUACUGUCUUUCUCUAGGGAAUUAAGAACAGCCCAGCCCAAGACAACUUGUGGGCAGUUUCUUAUGACACUGUGCUUAGAUAGCUGCAUACUAAUAGGAAUUCCUGUUUAACACAAUAUAAAAGCAAUAAUGUAAACCAUGAUGUCUGUGUAAUAGAGACGUUUACAAUGGUAGCAAAUAAAGAACGGGUUAUUCCAAAAUA